Messenger RNA from Daldinia childiae, 882 nucleotides. Its product is annotated as NADH-cytochrome b5 reductase 2. NCBI's taxonomy places the organism in Eukaryota, Fungi, Ascomycota, Sordariomycetes, Xylariales, Hypoxylaceae. The coding region runs from base 1 to 882 and encodes 293 amino acids. Gene Ontology annotation, biological process: ergosterol biosynthetic process. The record is from RefSeq and is a predicted model, not a curated record. The transcript has 3 exons. Gene Ontology annotation, molecular function: cytochrome-b5 reductase activity, acting on NAD(P)H.
AUGAAUUCUAGAGUACUCUCCGCAGCUCGCCUACCCCGAGGCGUAACUAGUAUCGCAAUUAUUGGAACAAGCAUUGGGCUGUACUAUACCUACAUGAGGAACGUUGCUUACGCGGAUUCCGGUGCGCCGAAGAAGGCUUUCGGCUCUGGCCCGGCUUUUUUGUCUCUUGAGCUCGAGAGCACUGAAGCUGUAAACCACAACACUAAGCGAUUACGAUUUAAGCUUCCUACACCAGAUACCGUUAGUGGCCUCACAUUAACAUCCGCGCUCUUAACAUACUCUUGGCCAAAAGGCAGUACAUUUCCUGUUGUGCGGCCUUACACUCCGAUUAACUCACUGGAUGAACCAGGUGCUUUAGAACUUCUCAUCAAGAAAUACCCCGAUGGGAAACAGAGCACAUACAUACACUCCCUAAAGCCGGGAGACUCGUUGCGCUUUGUCACCCGGAUACCGGGAUACAACUACCAACCAAAUAAACACUCAGAGAUCCUUUUAAUCGCCGGAGGAGCCGGUAUUACUCCUAUCUAUCAACUGAUUCGGGGCAUCUUGCAAAAUCCCGAGGACCACACCAAGAUCAACUUGGUAUUUGGCGUAAACACAGAUGCUGACUUGCUCCUAAGAAAGGAGUUCGACGAGUACGCAGCGAACUUUCCUAGUCGUUUCAACGUCACAUAUACGAUCAGUCAUCCCGCGAAUGGUUCGCCGUUUCGACAAGGCUACGUUACCAAGGAGUUGCUGAAUGAGGUAGCGCCCCAAUCGGCUAGUUCCAAAGUGUUUGUUUGCGGACCGCCGCCGAUGGAGACUGCGCUUGUGGGAAGCUGGCAGAAAUCGGGGAUCUUGCAUGAACUUGGCUACCGGAAGGAUCAAAUACAUAAGUUCUGA